AUGAUUUUCCCAAACCCAAUAGGAGAAGAAUGGAGCUCUCUUCAUGUCUACCGUGCCAGCUUAGACUCUGAAUUGGCAGAGUCCUCUGGUGCAGCUGUAUCAACCACUGUUGCUGCAGCUGAAUCCCAUCGCGAUGACCCUACCACCGCAGUUUUGACUACUAGUACCUCAGGGCAGGCGGCGUCUGGACAUGUUACUAAUCAUCACCAUGGUCAUCAGAACCAUACCAGUCAUACUGGAAGAGGGCGACCGAAAAAAGUCCGCGAAUCAGAGACUUCCAAUGCAACGGGUAAGUAUUCCUCAUGGUUGCUUGGAGUUCACACCAUAUUUUUCCCCUGA
Protopolystoma xenopodis is the source of this 339-nucleotide messenger RNA. NCBI's taxonomy places the organism in Eukaryota, Metazoa, Platyhelminthes, Monogenea, Polystomatidea, Polystomatidae. The record is from the annotation of a GenBank genome assembly.